UUACAUACGAGUCAGUAACACAAUUAGUGCCACUGCUCGAGCGAUGUCGGUAAUUCAGAACGUGUGACCCGAAAUUACAUGUAGUGCUUGAUCCACUCAGAGUCUGUAACUCAGUACAUACACACAUGCACGCAUGGUAUAACAGUGUUAUCACGAAAAUAAAAACAAAACAGCGUAGGUUUUUUAAAGAAAUUGAACGAAAUUUCAGCUUCGAUGAAAUUCGACAAUCAAUUGACUACAACUGAUAGGAUAAAUAGUAUAAUUACCUGCCUGUCAAUUGUUAACUUUUAUUGAAAAUAUCCUGAACAGAACGAAGUAUUCACAAUAACAGAAAAGUUGACAAAACGACAACGCGAUUUAUUAUUGACAGUUUGAAAAAUAAUAAUCAAGAAUGAAGCUGGAAGUGUACAACGACAUUGUAAAUACAAUUCGAGAUUAUCGAGGAUUACCAAAGGAUUGUCGAGAUGUAUUGAAACAAAAAUACAAAGACAUUCCAGCAAAUACGCUAUAUGGGAUAUUAUCCUUAGAUAUACAACACAAAAUGAAAAUUAAUCAUAACAAAUUGUUUGGCAGUAACAAAAACUAUUACGACAUUUACAUGAAAGCUGUACGAAAUGGAGAAUCUGUUGGUAUAUUAUUAAGACUGGCAAAGGAUCUCAGUGUACCUCCUGCAUUAUUAGCUAAGAAUAUUCUUGAAAAACACUGUGAAAUACAUGAUCAUAGCGUUUCUAGAAAUGAAAUUGGAAAAUUAUUCAGAGAUACUACACUGAUUCAAGAUAAAGAUCUUGCAUACGAAGUGUAUUUGUGUGUUUUAUACGAUAACGUGUACGGACCCAUAGCAGAUGCGACUGGAGUGUCUGUUGGUCAGGAAUACGAAUUAAAACUGCAGAACUAUUUGACAGAGCACAAUCUUGCAUUUCGUAAUGAGGAAUACUUAAGAUCAAGAGGAUAUGACAAAACACCAGAUUUCAAACUGGAAGUUCCAAUAGCAGUGAAUGGUUUUAUAAUAAAUUGGAUAGAGUCCAAGGCAAGAUUUGGCAAUUUAGAAAUUCAUCACAAGUACAUAAAAGAGCAGUUUCUAAGCUACUGGAACAGAUUCGGUCCAGGACUAGUAAUUUACUGGUUUGGAUUCAUCGAUAUCCUAAGUGAAUCUAGUGAAAAGAGGUUUAUCAUCAUGGACCACUUUCCAGAGAACAUAACGUACAUGGACCCCACGUGUAUAGAGCCAACAUUGUAAUUCAGUAUUAUGUGACAUACGUAUUAUGUAAUACAGUUUAAUCUCGAUAACUCGGAUCUCGAAUUAUAAAUCUUCGGUUUAUAAUUGAACAAAGAAAAUUAUUAUCUUCUAGAGACUUUCGAGUUACCGAGGUUCAACCGUACUUGUACAAUAACGAUUACUCUUGAUAAAUAUAAAAUAAUAUUUUCGUCAUUA
Megalopta genalis is the source of this 1432-nucleotide messenger RNA. RefSeq names its product CDAN1-interacting nuclease 1. The record is from RefSeq and is a predicted model, not a curated record. Lineage: Eukaryota; Metazoa; Arthropoda; Insecta; Hymenoptera; Halictidae.